AUGCCGUCCUUCAAGCCCUUCACUGCGGUGAUUGGGAAACAUGCCUGUACUCUCUUCGAGAUACGACUCGACAACGACUUCAUUGUCUUCCGGGGUGCCGAUCAUGAGGCCUCGGGCCAACUUCUCCAGGGCACGGUUGUGCUCUGCCUUUCUGCUCCGCUCAAAGUCGAGGACAUACACCUGAAGUUGACAGGGACGGCGCAUUAUGGCUGGACGGAUGCAAAAGUAACCUCCACAGGCAUUUCUUCUCAGAAGAUCGACAAGACCGUGAUCUUCUUCCAACAUCGCUGGCAACCCUUCGUCGGCGUCGGCUCUGUCGAUUCGAACAGCGAUGGCUCUGCGGUCCAGAGCAAGGGCCUCACGCUACCGCCGGGUAACUACGAAUGGCCCUUCUCGCUCCUCCUGAACGGCGAUACGACCGAGAGUAUCGAAGGCAUGCGCGAAGCCAGUGUUACGUAUAGGCUCAAAGCGACGAUUGCGCGCGGCAAGCUCAUGCACGAUAUUCACGCUUACAAACAGUUGCGCAUUAUCCGAACCCUCGAAGCCUCGACCCUCGAGUUCCUACACGCUAUGAGCGUCGAGAACAUCUGGCCGAACAAGAUCGAGUACUCCAUCGUGGCGCCCCAGAAGGCGGUCGUCUUCGGCAGCUCCAUCCCCAUGGAAAUGCGCUUCACACCUUUGCUCAAGGGUCUUGAGCUCGGCGAAAUCACCAUCCGGCUAAUCGAAGUUCACGAUAUCAUCCUGCACACGACAAACGGUCAUGCGGUUCGUGAACACAAGAAGGAGAGGGAGGUCGAUAGGUGGAUUAUUAAGGUCACACGGGAGAAGUAUUGGAGGGAUAUGAUUGACGAGAACGGCCAGGAAGGCUGGGUCGUCAACACACAUUUGCCCCUACCUAAGAAGCUGAGCAAAUGCCUGCAGGAUGUCAACGCCAGGGGCAUCAAGAUCCGGCACAAACUGAAGGUGGUUGUUGAGCUGCACAACCCCGACGGUCACAUCUCGGAGCUGCGCGCAACACUCCCUGUGACCAUCUUCAUCUCCCCCAAUAUGCCACUCGAUGAGCACGGCAAUCUGGUCCGCCAGCUUCCUCUGGCGCAUGUCUCGAACCAGGCCGAAUCUAUGGCGCCGCCGAGCUACAGCGAGCAUAUGCUUGACCAACUUUACGAGGAUAUCGAGCCAGUGCCGCUGCACACGCCCACUGGCUGUCUCUCUGGUAUCAACAGCCCGCUGCACGGCCAUUCGAGAACGCCCUCGACCGAGAACUUGGCUGCCGUGUUCCACGGCACAGCCAUCUCCCCUGCGCUGCUUACGUCUAGGUUACAGAGCAUGUCGCUGGAGCAACGCCAUCGCAACAGCUCGUGGAACUCGAACUUGUCGGCAGCUGGCGGGAUGUCUCGUCAUAGUACCCCACCGGGAUCUGCGCCGCUCACGAGACACCCCAGCGCAGAGCAUCACACACCGGGUUCUGCCACGCCAGAGCAUCUCGAAUUUCCUGAAAUCGCAGAGUUGUCCAAGGUCCCGAGUUACCAGACAGCGAUUCGGACUCCGGCUCGACUCACGAGCUCGUCGGAUUGCGCGCCGCCAGACUACCAAACCGCUGUCAGCACGCCAGCGUCGCCGCAGCUCCACACUGCCGUCACGUCGCCGAUUACUGAUCCGCUUGACCCCAUUGCCGAAGCCGAGGUCCGACCCGCGCCCACUCAGUCUACCGCGCAGACUCCCGUUGCUUGCGAACAGCAGCAACAGGAGCAGCAGCCGCCUCUGAGCUGGUCUCCGUCAGCGGAGUCCCGCAUGACCCAGACCGUGUCGCACAGACGACAGUUGUCGCUGCCGUUCCGGUUUCCGACUCUGCUGCACCUAUCCGGGGACGGUGACGAGUCGCGGCGAUUGCACCUCCUGCAGGCUCGGGAGCGCCUGGCAUAG
Molecule: messenger RNA, 1923 nt
Organism: Thermochaetoides thermophila DSM 1495
Lineage: Eukaryota; Fungi; Ascomycota; Sordariomycetes; Sordariales; Chaetomiaceae
Exons: 3
Coding region: 1-1923 (640 amino acids)
Biological process (GO): ubiquitin-dependent endocytosis
Cellular component (GO): plasma membrane; cytosol; cytoplasm
Molecular function (GO): protein-macromolecule adaptor activity; ubiquitin protein ligase binding
Source: RefSeq, a predicted model, not a curated record